AUGGUUGCAAUGCGCUUCCUGCUCGCGUGGCCUCUUUUGGUCCAGGGGCUGCAGCAGGCGCACUUUAGCUUCUUGCACGUCUCGCCCGAUUCACUCGCAUCCAGUUCCACAACAGGUGUUUGCAGCGACGCUAACCUGCUCAACGCGGCAAAACUUCGUGCUCUGGUAGAGGUGUCACGCAGCUUCAACGACACCACGCCCUUGGACGAGGUCUUGGACGUCAUCGCCAGGAUGCACCAGCUGCGGAAACACAUGGUGCUCCCACAGCCUGCAGCCAACGUGGCUUCGAUCGCUGCGGCGCCGGCGCAGCUGAGGAGCAUGGCUCUGAAGGCGGCGGCGCCUGAGCCGCAGAUGGUGCAUGUCCUGAUGGGAUGGCUUUCGUUGGACGCAAUCCUUAUGCUGGUGACGCUGGUGGUUGCGCUGGCCAUUGCUCUUGCGGCUGUGCUGAGCUGUUUGCGCGCGUCGCGUGAAGAGAUGCGAGCAGCAUACGCCCAGAUCGACGCCGUCAAGGCGGAAGCUCGCGAGACUCUUCGCGUCAUGGCGUCCCGCUUUGCUGCUUUACAGGCCAUGCCGCGCUUGGCUUGUGCACGUGUCGUGCUGGCAAUUUUUCCUGCCAAUUAG
Symbiodinium sp. CCMP2592 is the source of this 621-nucleotide messenger RNA. NCBI's taxonomy places the organism in Eukaryota, Dinophyceae, Suessiales, Symbiodiniaceae. The record is from the annotation of a GenBank genome assembly.